Messenger RNA from Alternaria rosae, 1084 nucleotides. RefSeq names its product peptidase of plants and bacteria-domain-containing protein. Lineage: Eukaryota; Fungi; Ascomycota; Dothideomycetes; Pleosporales; Pleosporaceae. The coding region runs from base 168 to 1001 and encodes 277 amino acids. The transcript has a single exon. The record is from RefSeq and is a predicted model, not a curated record.
UAAGAACCAGGCCUUGCGGUUACCGUGGCUCGGUAUCUUAUCGUUCGCCGAGGACCAGGUGCACGUCUCCGUCGCUCUUGCGUACCAUAGCACCACAUCUAGGCAGCAACAACCCUCCAACUCUUCCUCCAUAAAAGAAACCUCCAUAUCUUGUACAGAGAUAAUCAAUGAAGACAACAAAGCAAUACCAGACCAUGUCAUCAACUACCCCAACCUCGUCCACCCCACCCGCCCCGCAGUCCUCCGCACUUCCCCCAACCCAUCCCUUCAACACCACCACCACCACCGACGCGACCACCCUCGCCGACCCGACAACUCAGCUCCCACUCGUCACCGACGCCGUAACCCCGUCUCGAAAACCCCUCCUCCGCCUCGAACUCCGCGACCUCUCCUCCAAUGGCACCCGCGCCUUCCUGCGCCUCACGCACGCGUCGCACGCGCUCGAACACGCCGUCGCCACCGUGCUCACACACCUCUACAGCGGGCUCCCCAAAACAUGUAUACCAGGCACGCGUUCUGUAACCCUUGUCCUCCGCGAAAUGGACGGAGUUGCAUACACAACCGGCCUCGACCUCGACGAUGACCACAAGGAAAUCCACCUCAACACGUCUUACAUCUCGCACGUGCCUGAGUCGCGGCAGAAAGAAGAGAUUCUAGGCGUACUUGUGCAUGAAAUGGUGCAUUGCUGGCAGCAUAGUGGGUUUGGGAGUGCGCCGACGGGGUUGACGGAGGGUGUGGCGGAUUGGGUGAGGUUGAAGGCGGGGUUUGCGCCGCCGCAUUGGAAGAGGCAUGGGGAUUGUCAGUGGGAUGCGGGGUAUGAGCGGACGGGAUACUUCCUCGAGUGGCUGGAGAAGGAGCAUGGUGAGGAUGUUGUUAGGAGGUUGAAUGAGGGGUUGAGGGAGAAGAAGUAUGAUGGGGAGGUGUUGUGGAAGGGGUGUUGUGGGAAGGGGGUUGAGGAGUUGUGGGAGGAGUAUAAGAAGAGUUUGGAGGAGUGUGAGUAGGGAGGAUUGGGGAACUGUAAGAGUUGGUGGGAGUGCGGUUUAGGCGUGGAGUACUUUACACACGGAAGUCUGGAGGAUAGAAA